Auxenochlorella protothecoides is the source of this 642-nucleotide messenger RNA. RefSeq names its product RNA-binding protein 25. The transcript has 5 exons. The record is from RefSeq and is a predicted model, not a curated record. The coding region runs from base 1 to 642 and encodes 213 amino acids. Lineage: Eukaryota; Viridiplantae; Chlorophyta; Trebouxiophyceae; Chlorellales; Chlorellaceae. Gene Ontology annotation, biological process: mRNA processing.
AUGGCGGCGGCGGGCGAGAGCCUGCAGCCCGGAAUGGGCGCGCCGGGCGGGGAGCGACGGGCGCUGGGCACGCUGCGACGCAAGGCGCAGGCGGCCUUUGUCGAGGAGGAGGAGGAGGCGGCGCCCAAGAGGAAGCUCAUCCCCAUUACUUACACCGAGGAGGAGCUGGAGGCCAUGCGGCGAGCGGCCGAGGCGGCGGCGCAGGAGGAGCAGGCGGCGUCUGGCGCGCCGGAGCAGGCCUCGAAGCCGGAGGCGGCUGCCACGCUGCCCUCCCCAGCGCCGGCAGCCGCAGCGCCGCAGCCCGCCGACCCCGAGCAGCUCAAGCGGCAGGUCAUGGCACGCGUUCCCAAGGGCCAGGAUGCGGUAUUUGCCUGGCAGGUGCGGUGGGAGCUGUUGGAUGCCGCACCGGCAGACGUGAAACAGCGCAUCCAAGCCUGGGUGGGGAAGAGAAUCCAGAUGCUGAUGGGGGAGGAGGAGGAGUCGUUUGCCAGCUUCGUCAUGCAGCAGGUUGCCAGGCACCAGCCGGCGCUGAAAGUGCUGGAGGCCCUGCAAGAUGUCCUCGACGAGGAUGCUCCCGAGUUUGUCACCAAGCUGUACCAGGUCAUCAUCUACGAGUCCUUGAAACUCGAGCACAGCCUGUGA